CCUGGCGCCGCGCAGCCAGGCGCCGAGCUCGAACCGGAGCUGCUGCGGCCGGCGCGGCGCCCAGGUGGUGACAGUUGCAGUGUGGUGACAUCGUCUUGCUUCCUCUAAGGCUCCUGUCGCUUCAUUUGUGCAGAAGUCAGCGUUGCUGGGAGAAGACAUGGGCCGCCGGUCCUCGGACACGGAAGAAGAGAGCAGGAGCAAGAGGAAGAAGAGGCACCGGCGCCGCUCCUCCUCCAGCAGCUCAGCCGACAGCAGGGCCAACAGCCGCAAGAAGGGCGGCCGGAAGUCCAGGUCCCACUCUCGGUCUUGGUCCCGAGACCUGCGGCCCCGCUCACGCUCUUAUGAGAGACGACGCAGACAUCGAUCCAGUAGCAGCUCUUCUUACGGCUCUAGAAGAAAACGAAGCCGAAGUCGUUCCAGGGGUCGAGGGAAAUCUUAUAGAGGUCAGAGGUCAAGGUCAAAAAGCAGAACAAGAAGGUCUAGGUCAAGACAUCGUCUCCGCUCCCAUAGCCGAAGCAGUGAAAGGUCCAGUCACAGAAGGACUCACAGUCGCUCUCGGGAUCGGGAACGUCGCCGAGGCAGAGAGAAGGAGAAAAGGGAGAAGGAGAAGACUAAAGACAAAGAGUCGCAGGGCGUCAAGCGUGGGGAAUCUGCAAACAUCAAAGCUGGAUUAGAACAUCUGCCACCAGCAGAACAGGCCAAAGCUAGACUACAGCUGGUUCUUGAAGCUGCUGCCAAAGCUGAUGAAGCAUUGAAAGCCAAAGAAAGAAAUGAAGAAGCAGCUAGGAGGCGCAAGGAGGAAGACUCAGGCACCCUCGUGGCACAAGUGAAACGCGUGAAAGAGAUUGAAGCCAUUGAAAGUGACUCCUUUGUGCAGCAAACAUUUAGAUCAAGUAAGGAAGUCAAAAAGUGGGCAGAAGCUGGCGAGGUGAGACCCGCAGUGGCUGCAGCACCGGGACCUGCACCUACAGCCACAGAUGCACCCAGUGAAAAGGAAAUCGAUUCCAGCAGCAUCCCGACCUCUAUCAAGUACCAGGAUGACAACUCACUGGCACAUCCCAACCUAUUUGUUGAUAAAGCUGAUGCUGAAGAGAAGUGGUUCAAGAGAUUGAUUGCCCUCCGACAGGAAAGGCUUAUGGGUAGCCCUGUGGCCUGAGUCAUGCAAGUGUGUCUGGAUUAGCAGUGACAAUGAAAUUUAUCAUAUGACCCCAGUGUUAACUUUUUACUCAAAGAAUUCAACUGAUUAUCUGAGACGAUAGUCUCAUUGUUUUCUCAUGUAGCUUGAAAUAUUGUUGAUAUUAAACAUUGUGGAUAAAAAAAGUGUGGACACAUUAAGAAAGCACAAAAUGUCAUACUCAUUAA
Messenger RNA from Suncus etruscus (white-toothed pygmy shrew), 1362 nucleotides. It is a transcript of the gene RSRC1, whose product is annotated as arginine and serine rich coiled-coil 1. Gene Ontology annotation, biological process: alternative mRNA splicing, via spliceosome. The coding region runs from base 158 to 1156 and encodes 332 amino acids. The transcript has 11 exons. Lineage: Eukaryota; Metazoa; Chordata; Mammalia; Eulipotyphla; Soricidae. The record is from RefSeq and is a predicted model, not a curated record. Gene Ontology annotation, cellular component: cytoplasm; nucleus.